AUGGCUAAUCUUCCUCCUUCCCUCUCCUCCAAAUCCGCCGCUGCUUUCACCGGAGCUUCUUCCUCCAACGAUCAGAACUUGUCGGCGGCGGAACAGUUGGUUCAGGAUCUCAUCAAACCCGAACUCAGAGAAAAUGCUCUUCUCGUGUUGUCUAAGAAGAGAGAGAUCUUUAAUGAUUUGGCUCCGCUUUUAUGGCAUUCUGCUUGUACCAUUCCUGUUCUUCUACAGGAGGUUAUCGCAGUUUACCCUGCCUUGUCUCCUCCAACUUUGACUGCUGCUCAAUCGAAUAGGGUUUGCAAUGCGCUUGCGCUUCUUCAGUGUGUUGCUUCUCAUGCUGAAACCAGAGCGUUGUUCCUUAAAGCUCAGAUACCAUUGUACCUCUAUGCUUUCUUGAAUACAUCAAGCAACUCAAGACCCUUUGAGUACCUGCGGCUGACCAGCUUGGGGGUUAUUGGUGCACUUGUCAAGGUUGAUGAUACAGAAGUGAUCAGAUUCCUUCUUCAAACGGAAAUUGUCCCAUUGUGCCUCAGAACAAUGGAAAAUGGCACCGAGUUAUCAAAGACUGUUGCUACGUUCAUUGUUCAGAAAGUUUUGCUGGACGACAUUGGGCUUGAGUACAUGUGCACCACAGCAGAGAGAUUCUUUGCUCUGGGUCGGGUUUUGGGAAAUAUGGUUGCUUCACUUGCAGAAACACCUUCUCCUACUGCUAGGCUGCUAAAGCACAUCAUACGCUGUUAUCUCCGCUUGACAGAUAACCCCAGGGCUUGCGAUGCACUCGGAAGCUGCCUCCCAGAUCUUCUGCGGGAUCCCAACUUCAGCAGUUGUCUCUAUGAUGAUCAAGCUGCAAAGAAUUGGCUGCAGCAACUGAUCCGCAACGUUAGUCUUGGCAGUAGGCUACCUCCUCGAGGAGGUCUUGAUCAUAUGGCUAUGCAUUAA
This is a messenger RNA of Arabis nemorensis, 936 nucleotides long. Lineage: Eukaryota; Viridiplantae; Streptophyta; Magnoliopsida; Brassicales; Brassicaceae. The record is from the annotation of a GenBank genome assembly.